This is a messenger RNA of Labrus mixtus (cuckoo wrasse), 3192 nucleotides long. It is a transcript of the gene spire1b, whose product is annotated as spire-type actin nucleation factor 1b. The transcript is spliced from 17 exons. Gene Ontology annotation, cellular component: cell cortex; cytoplasmic vesicle membrane. The record is from RefSeq and is a predicted model, not a curated record. NCBI's taxonomy places the organism in Eukaryota, Metazoa, Chordata, Actinopteri, Labriformes, Labridae. Bases 222 to 2660 code for a protein of 812 amino acids. Gene Ontology annotation, biological process: actin nucleation; actin filament network formation; establishment of meiotic spindle localization. Gene Ontology annotation, molecular function: actin binding.
GGGUUGGGCGAGUCAUAUGAUGAUGAUGUGAGAAGAAGGCUGCUGCACACUACAAGACUGUAUUCACGAACCUUCUGGCACAGUGACACUUGAACAGGCGGAUAGCCAGCGUGUACUUGUGCAGGAGAAGGAAUGUAACGAUGUCUCCGGGUUGUCGUUCCAUCUCACAUUUCAUCUUGGACCUGUUCUCGUAUAGUCUGGCCUAAUGCGUUGUUGAGAGAAUGAAAGGAUGGCCGAGCACCGAUGAGGGAACUACAAAGGGGCUGAAGGACUGUGCUGCAUCGCUUGAACGGGAUGAGCAGCAAGAAAAAAACACAGUCAAUCCGGCGGAGGACGCAGCUGUGGAGUGUCUCUCUUUGGGGGAGAUACUGAGGCUUUAUAACCAGCCCAUCAACGAGGAGCAGGCAUGGGCGGUGUGUUACCAGUGCUGCAGGACGUUGGCGAGGGGAGACAUGGGCAGGAGGAGCUCCUCCACCGCUGCAGGAGCAUCAUCAGCCGCACUUCUGUGGAAAAUAACCGGACCGGGGGAUGUGAAGAUACAGAAAGACGGGUCUGUGAGGGUGGAACACCAGGACUGUCAAGGUAAAUCCAGCCCUUGCACGACAACAGAGGUGAUAGAGUCACUGGGCAUCAUGAUCUACAAAGCCCUGGAUUACGGGCUAAAAGAAAAUGAGGAGAGGGAGCUCAGUCCUCCUCUGGAGCAGCUUAUCAACCUCAUGACCAACAUUACCGAAGCUGAGAGAGACGCCUGCCCAGAUGAAGGCUAUGAAGCCACAGAGGAAGAGGAUGAGGAUGAGGCAGAGGAUAGCCCUGACAACCUCUCCAGUGUUCAUUGCUACAGAGAUAUCCUCAAGCUGUGCAAAACUCAUCUACCAAGGCUUUCAAACGCCCCCAGUCACUACCAGGCUGUUUGUCGGGCUCUGUACACAGAAACCAUGGAGUUGCACACUUUCCUGCAGAAGAUUAAAAGUGCCAAAGAGAACCUUCGUAUGAUGGAAGAACAGACAUCAGUGGACUCCAGUCAAGACCUGAAUGAGCUGCAGAACGCUGAUUGGGCUGGAUUUUGGGUUCAGGUGAUGAGGGACCUGCGUGAGGGAGUCAAGCUGAAGAAAGUCCAGGAGCGUCAAUACAAUCCUCUGCCCAUCGAGUACCAGCUAACUCCCUAUGAGAUGCUGAUGGAUGACAUCAGGGCGAAGCGCUUCAAACUGCGGAAAGUCAUGGUAAAUGGAGACAUCCCUCCUAGGUUAAAGAGGAGCGCUCACGAAGUCAUUCUCGAUUUCAUCAGGUCCAGACCCCCUCUCAACCCUGUCUCAGCUCGUAAACUGAAGCCACAGAGUCAGCCUCCUCCAACACUGCAUGAGCGGAUCCUGGAGGAAAUCAAGGCAGAGAGAAAACUAAAACCGGUAUCGCCUGAUGAGAUCCGCAAGUGGAAGUUGGGUUUUGGCAAAACUCGCAGUACCCCAAAGGAUUUGUUCCGUGUUGGAUUAGAUACGUUUAGUCCAUACUUGGUCAGGCGGGUGUCCAGCUCUCUGUCUCUGAGUGAUGGAUCAACAUCUGUCAGGGUUGAACCCUCCGGAUCUCAGUCUGCACCUCAGAGGAAGAGGCUCCUCAAGGCUCCGUGUCUCGCUGACCUGGACAGCUCUGACUCUGAUGAUGAGAUGGUUGGGCAGCGCUCAGCCAGCAGCUCCAGCGUUGCAACAUCCAUGAUGGAUGACACAUCCCCAGAAUCUGUAUUGGGGAAGAAGACUCCCCCCAUGUUCCUGCCCAUCUCCUCCACUCCCCAGCCAGAAAGGCGUCAGGCCCAACAGAGAAGACAUUCCAUUGAGAAGGAAACUCCCACCAAUGUUCGACAUUUUCUGCCGCCCUCCAAACAGAACUCCAGAUCCCUGGAGGAAUUUUGUUUCCCUGUCGAGUGUCUGUCUCUGACGGUGGACGAGGUGAUGCACAUAAGACAGGUGCUGGUUAAGGCAGAGCUGGAAAAGUUCCAGCAGUACAAAGAAGUCUACAACGCUAUGAAAAAGGGAAAGCUCUGCUUCUGUUGCCGGACCAGAAGGUUUUCCUUUUUUACCUGGUCCUACAUCUGCCAGUUUUGUAAAAAGCCUGUGUGUUCACAGUGCUGCAAAAAGAUGCGUCUACCAUCCAAACCUUAUUCAAGCUUGCCUAUCUAUUCCAUUGGCUCUAACAAAACUCUCCCCAGAGAGAGGGUUAGUGCUAUGGCUGCAAUUGGACAAGGGCUCUCUGUGGCUGGAGAACCAGUGGGAGGGGCCAAGGUGUACUCCGAUGUGAAGGCAAUGCCAAGAGUAUCUAAAGCAGCUGGGAAAGCCUCUGAAGUAGCUGCUGCACCUAAACCUGAAACACCCCCUUGUAGCACACAACGCCACAGCAUUCAGAAGACCAUGUCCAAGUUUUCAAAGCAUGGAUCAUUAAAGUCACAUGAAGAACUCGAACUUCCCUCAGAGCUGACCGAGGACUGGGCCACUAUGGAGGUGUGUGUGGACUGCAAGGACUUCAUCUAUGACAUUAUUGCCUCCAGCAAGCACAGCCUGUCACUGGCCACCAAGAGAGCUCGCUUAAAGCGGAAGACCCAGUCCUUCUACUUGUCCAGCCCCAAAGGAAGGGAGGAGUACCAGCCAUCUGAACGAACAAUCAAAGAGAUCUGAAACUCUUCAUGUCUGGAUAUUCUCCUGACCUGGCUGUUCACAUAUUGAGCUCACAGCGGGAGACUAUCCCACGAUGCUAUGACGAGAAUAUCUGCCUUUAUAUCAAUGCUACGCGUAGUUCAACGGAAUAACUAUAUCAACAAAAGAGCGUAGAACAACAUCCUGACUAACUGAAAACGUAAUGCAGCCGUUUAAUUACUUGCAUGGAGAACGUAGCAGUAUGCAGUUUAUGCACCGUGCAUCAGUUACAGUAUAUAAUGUCACUCCCCCUUCCCAUUGGCUUGAGGUGAAUUCUCCUGAAAAUAUCCUGCUGCAUUCUCACAUCAGCUCACUCGGACUUGCUGUGGAAAAAUACUAGGGGUCUGGCAGAAGAAACUGGUGAAUUCCAAGCACAAUAUUUGGCUGUUUGCGUUCACACAUACUGCUCCUCCUGGAAAUAUCAGGAGAUUUUCAGUCGCUUUCUGCAAGUGCGAAAUACCUAUAUGUAUGCUUACUUCGGUCAGGUAAAGCCUUGCAGAAUGCCUGAAUUGAA